AUUAUGGAGAAAAAAGAAUCAGACGCAGAUAAGUGGUUAAAGCCAAAGAAACGUCCUCAGAUAAAUGUAGGAAUGGAAUUUCAAGCUUGAAUUCCCGAGUUAUCUCCUCCUGUAAAUACUAAAGAAGAAGGAAAGAAAGAAGUAACUGAGUGUCAAGAUCAGGAAGAAAAAGCAAAACCAAAAGUAGAUGAUAGAUGGAUGAAACCAAUUCAACAUUCAGAAGGACCGAGGAUAGGUGAUCAUUAUCAGGCAAUAAUUCCAGAUAUGAUACAACCAAAACCUUCUUUAGAUAUCCCAACCUCAUCAGGAGUUUCAGAGCGAAAAAGAGAAAAGGAAGAAGACGAAGAUUUAUAUGGAGGAGACUUGAAAAGACAGAAGAAAGAUGAAUAGGAUUCUAUUAUUUUACUAAUUAUUACCAACCAAAAGAAAUAUUUUGGC
Molecule: messenger RNA, 438 nt
Organism: Moneuplotes crassus
Lineage: Eukaryota; Ciliophora; Spirotrichea; Euplotida; Euplotidae
Source: the annotation of a GenBank genome assembly